Messenger RNA from Ruditapes philippinarum (Manila clam), 417 nucleotides. RefSeq lists its product as uncharacterized. Bases 16 to 369 code for a protein of 117 amino acids. Lineage: Eukaryota; Metazoa; Mollusca; Bivalvia; Venerida; Veneridae. The record is from RefSeq and is a predicted model, not a curated record. The transcript is spliced from 4 exons.
AGAACGACACAAUCAAUGGCAAGCAUUGCUUCUUUGACUGACAAUCUACAAAGGUAUGUCCUGGAUUUAAUUUGUUUUGAUGUGAAGCAAGACAUCAUGAAGUUAGCCAUUUGUCUCCUGGUAGUUUUGCCUUUGGUUUUGAGCGUUCCUCCCAACUUUGACGAGAAACGAUUUCUCAACAUUCAUUUGCCAUCAGUUCAUGAACUUGGGCAGAAGAUUGUCACUUUGCUCGGAUCAGACACCUCAGAAGCUGCAUGUGAAAAGGCCUGCCCAGCUGCACUGAAUGCUUUAGUCCCAGGAGCCGGCCUGCUCGGAGGAAGCCUGUGCGAUCCAGCUUGUCAUUGGGUACAGAAUCAUAUUAAUGGUUAAACAUGAUGUAUAAAAGUUGAAUUAAAAAAAGAGUUUGAUUUAAAUUAA